Molecule: messenger RNA, 749 nt
Organism: Cuscuta campestris
Lineage: Eukaryota; Viridiplantae; Streptophyta; Magnoliopsida; Solanales; Convolvulaceae
Source: the annotation of a GenBank genome assembly
CUUUCUCCAUCUCCGCUUAGCAGUUAGCUCAGAUUGAAAUUGACUGAAACUGGUAAUUCCUAGGGUUUCAUUCAUAGCCAAGAAUUGAAGCGUGAGGACAGAGGGGUGGAGGAUGCCGCUGAGCGCAACGGUCGUGGGAGCCCUACUGGGAUUGGGCACCCAGAUGUACUCCAACGCCCUCCGCAAACUACCUUACAUGCGCCAUCCGUGGGAGCAUUUGUUAGGGAUGGGAAUCGGAGUUGUGUUUGCCAAUCAGAUGGUUAAAUUUGACGCCAAAUGUCAAGAAGACCUUGACAAGUUGCUUGCUAAGGCCAAGGAAGCCAAUGAACGCCGUUAUUUCGAUGAUGAUGAAGAUUGAUGCUGUGUAGACACAACACAAAAUAAGGUGCAUGCCUAGUAGCUUGAACUGUGUUGUGGAUUUUUUUUUUUUUUUGCGGGAUCAGUGUCUUCUCCUUGCACAAUAUUGUUUUUAAAUGCUUUCUGUUGAAAAAUAAUAUUUCCAGUCCUUGCUUGAAUAACCAACCAAAGAUGCAGACACAUUUUCCUCUCAAACUGCACUUUUUUUAAAACAUAUUUUCUCUUGAAACAAAUGUAGGAUUUGGAUUAUUUGUGAUGAUGAUAAGUUUAAUGCACCAAUGGGUAUGUUUGGAUCCCAGAAAAAACUAGGGAUAAGAAACAAAUGCUGAAUGAUGUUAUCUUCUUAUGUUAUUUUCUCAUGGAAAAAUGCAUAUAAUCUGUAAUUGUUUUUG